AUGUCGCGUGCUCUUCUCAUCACAGGAGCAACCGGUAAACAGGGUGGAGCUCUCAUUGACUCCGUGCUUGCGAGGCAGCCAGCCAACUUUCUCCUGCUCGCCGUUACGCGCAAUGCAAACUCCGCCUCUGCCAAACGCGUCGCUGCAAAAUCCUCCUCGAUCAAGAUCAUCGAAGGAGAUCUCAACGCUAUCCCUGAUCUUUUCAAAUCUGCCAAGGCUGUGGCUGGAGAAGUCCCUCUGUGGGGUGUCUAUUCAGUACAGGCUGCAGUUUCCACGGACAAGAGCAUGACACUCGACAUCGAGGUCCAACAGGGGAGAAGCCUAGUGGACGAGUCAAUCAAAGCGGGGGUUCAGCACUUUGUUUACAGUAGUGUUGAGCGUGGAGGUGAUGAGAGGUCUUGGGUUAACCCCACACCGGUACCGCAUUUCAAGACCAAGCAUGAGAUCGAGAUUCACCUGCGUGAUGCCACGCAAGGGACGCCCAUGGGCUGGACGAUCUUGCGGCCUACAAUCUUCAUGGACAAUCUGUCCCCCGGAUUCGAGAGUAAGGUUCUCCUUACCAUACUCCGCGAUACAUUAAAAGAGAAGCCUUUACAGUGGGUCUCUACUAAGGACAUUGGCUUCUUCGGUGCCGAGGCUUUUUUACACCCGGAUGUCUGGAACAAAAAGACAAUCGGCCUUGUCAGCGAUGAGUUGACUGCAUCUCAACUUGAUGAAUCUUUUUUUAGAGCCACUGGGAAGCCAGCACCGAUAACAUUCGGUUUACUAGCGAAGGCUGUGAAGGCGAGAGUCAAAGAGCUGGGGGUAAUGGUUGAUUGGUUUAGAGAUGAGGGUUAUAAGGCGAAUCGGUCAACCUUCCAAAAGGUUCAUCCUGCUCACCAGACAUUGGAAUCUUGGUUGAGGGACAGUUCAUUUGCUAAGAAAUAG
Messenger RNA from Fusarium tjaetaba, 927 nucleotides. RefSeq names its product nucleoside-diphosphate-sugar epimerase family. The transcript has a single exon. NCBI's taxonomy places the organism in Eukaryota, Fungi, Ascomycota, Sordariomycetes, Hypocreales, Nectriaceae. The record is from RefSeq and is a predicted model, not a curated record. Bases 1 to 927 code for a protein of 308 amino acids.